CCUCGCCCCUCUCACGCCGGCUCUGCGCUGGGGUCUCUCCGCUUAGUUACCGCGUCCUAGCGCUGGUCCCGGAAGUGGGCUCGCCCCCCCGCGGUUUCUGCUCCUGCGCGGCGACGGUCGCCACGGUGGCGGCCACUGCAUCUCCUACCACCUCCGCGGCCCUGGGCGUGGUAUCAGCGGGCCCUGGGACUAUGACGGGCCAGGGCCAGUCGGCGUCAGGGUCGUCGGCGUGGAGCACGAUAUUCCGCCACGUCCGGUACGAGAACCUGGUGGCGGGCGUGAGCGGCGGGGUCCUGUCCAACCUCGCGCUGCACCCGCUGGACCUCGUGAAGAUCCGCUUCGCGGUGAGUGAUGGAUUGGAACUGAGACCAAAAUAUAAAGGAAUUGUGCAUUGCUUGACUACCAUUUGGAAACUUGAUGGACUACGGGGACUUUACCAAGGAGUAACCCCAAAUGUGUGGGGUGCAGGUUUAUCCUGGGGACUCUACUUUUUCUUUUACAAUGCCAUCAAAUCAUAUAAGACAGAAGGAAGAGCAGAACGUUUAGAGGCAACAGAGUACCUCGUCUCCGCUGCCGAAGCUGGAGCCAUGACCCUCUGCAUUACAAACCCAUUAUGGGUAACCAAAACUCGCCUUAUGUUACAGUACAAUGGUGUUGUUAACUCCUCACAACGACAAUAUAAAGGAAUGUUUGAUACACUUCUGAAAAUAUAUAAGUAUGAAGGUGUGCGUGGAUUGUAUAAGGGAUUUAUUCCUGGGCUGUUUGGAACAUCACAUGGUGCCCUUCAAUUUAUGGCAUAUGAAUUGUUGAAGUUGAAAUACAACCAGCAUAUCAACAGAUUACCAGAAGCCCAGUUGAGCACAAUAGAAUAUAUAUCUGUUGCAGCACUCUCCAAAAUAUUUGCUGUGGCAGCCACGUACCCGUAUCAGGUCGUGAGAGCCCGUCUUCAGGAUCAGCACAUGUUUUACAAGGGCGUGCUGGACGUGAUCACAAAGACGUGGAGGAAAGAAGGCAUCGGUGGAUUUUACAAAGGAAUUGCCCCCAAUUUGAUUAGAGUGACUCCAGCCUGCUGUAUCACUUUUGUGGUAUAUGAGAAUGUCUCACAUUUUCUACUUGACCUUAGAGAAAAAAAAAAAGUAAGCUAGAAGAAGAUAAUUCCAGUACAUCUGCUUAAGGGAGCAACUGUUCCUUUCUUUGUGUUUGAGAUGUAAACCUCGGAAGAAGACUGCACAGCAACGUGGUUCACAAUGGAAAUUGGUCUGUAAUCAUUAGAAGUCAGAGAACUGCUAAGACUUUGCAAUGUUUUUCUGCUUUUUGCCUUCCCCGUACGUAUGGGACUUGGCUACCUCUGCCAGAAAUGGCUCCCAUCAACACAGUAGUAAAACUGACAUCAAGCGGAGAGUUUCACAGAUUUCUGUAUUUCACCGUUCACGUAGAAGCUGAUUACAGUAUUUGCUUAAAUGGAUUAGAUAAAUGUGCUUCUUUUUCUGAACUCAUUUGCCUGGAUUGGCUUUAAAAUCAGUCUCUGUGCAAUAGAAAGAAAAUGGCUUCUGAAAAGAAUUAUCAUUGCUGUUUCAAGGGUAAAUUAAACUUUAAGGAUUUGCUGGGAAAAGUACUGCUUAAAUCCAGACCAUUUUUGAAUUGGGAAAUUUUGGUAAGAAAAAAAAAAAAAAACGCUGUCAGUGUGCUUUAGUUUUAAUUCAAUUGGAAUGUGCUAACUAGGGAAAUUUGAGAAGUUAUAUACUUCUCUUAAUUUGAGAAAUAUCUGGUAUUUGUUGUCAUUCUGUCAUUAAUUUUUUUCUCCAGGGGCUCUUCCAUAAUUUAAAAUGUAAUUGUGGAUCCAGUUAUUAUAUUUUUUGACAUAGGUACUUAGUUUCUCUUAAACUUAGAAAAUCUGAAUUAGGAUCCAGCUUUGUCAGCCCUUACUUAGCAUAUUUGGCUAUAAAUCACUAAUUGGCUGUAGAUCACUAGUAGAUCACCUCAUACAGAUACUGGAAGGAUUGGAAUGUGUUUGUUGAGAAAGUGUGUGAAAAUAAGAAACUAACUUCCUACUUCAGCUAUCGGAUAUAUGGGUUCAGAUCCCAAAUAAAUGAUUAAUCUCCAUUGGUUGUUCAUAUUCAGGUUUAAAUACAAAUUACAUUGACAGCCAUUAUUGAUUUUACUUCU
Neomonachus schauinslandi (Hawaiian monk seal) is the source of this 2166-nucleotide messenger RNA. RefSeq names its product solute carrier family 25 member 32 (gene SLC25A32). The coding region runs from base 192 to 1145 and encodes 317 amino acids. The transcript has 7 exons. Gene Ontology annotation, cellular component: mitochondrial membrane; mitochondrion. Gene Ontology annotation, molecular function: folic acid transmembrane transporter activity; FAD transmembrane transporter activity. The record is from RefSeq and is a predicted model, not a curated record. NCBI's taxonomy places the organism in Eukaryota, Metazoa, Chordata, Mammalia, Carnivora, Phocidae. Gene Ontology annotation, biological process: folate import into mitochondrion; nucleotide transport; mitochondrial transport.